This is a messenger RNA of Cherax quadricarinatus, 3889 nucleotides long. The record is from RefSeq and is a predicted model, not a curated record. NCBI's taxonomy places the organism in Eukaryota, Metazoa, Arthropoda, Malacostraca, Decapoda, Parastacidae.
GUCUAUCAGCUGGUCGAUUCAUAACAAACAUGGCGGCCAUAGCCAGGCGAAUUGUACCCAAUGUCCACUUAGUUAACCGAUUUGCUCAGUGCUCAAGGACUUUUAGAACAAACUUAUCUCAUGGCAGUAUCAGCAGUAACCCAGGAAUAUAUAUGUAUUGCACUGCUGUUGCGACAUCGGUUUAUUUUGGAUGGAAAUGGAUUAGGAAGAAUGCAGUGGUGGAAGCUGCCAAACCAACUCGUCGAAUGACAGAUGAACCAUCCUUAAGAGGUCUCAAACUGAACCAUCGAGAACGUCGUUUUAUCAAAUUUGCCUCAGCGGAGUACCAAGGGCAACUCUAUAUGACCCCACAGGACUUCAUAGAAUCUGUCACUGAUUCAGAACCCAGGCCACGUAUGAAGCGAAGGAUACUACAUGAGAGAGAUCUUGACCAAUUUGCCCAGGAAACUCCUGUUCUGUCUAAGGGCUCACCAGAUAUGUUCAGAAAUAUAUUUGACAGAGGUACUAUAUCUUACACAGAAUACUUAUUUUUGCUUUCCAUUCUCACAAAGCCUCAAACAGGAUUUCGCAUUGCAUUUAACAUGUUCGACACAGAUGGUAAUGAACGUGUUGACAAAGAAGAGUUCCUUGUGUUAAUGGAGAUGAUCACUGCUGGUGUAUUCCGGGCCUAUGCCUCUUGGGUAUCUGAUACAUCCCAGGAUGGUAACAUGGACUCCAGUAAGGCCAAGAAGCUUCAAGACACAAGGCAGGUCGUAAGUGAGCUGCUCGUGGGCCGGUCAGCCAACAACAAUCGUUUGGGGCUAGAGAAGAUCUUCAGUACUGCCCGAAGAGAUCGUCUAAAUCGAGCCCUGGAGGGGGCUGUUAAGUCAAGUACCACAGGUGAAGAUGUUGAAGUAUUGGAAGAUGAGCUACAAAAGAGUCAUGUAGUGGACACCACGCUCUUACUCCACUUCUUUGGACGCAAGGGCAAGCAAGACCUUAAGUUUGAAGAAUUUAAGAUGUUUAUGGAAAACCUUCAAACUGAGGUCUUGGAAAUUGAGUUUAAUGAAUUUUCAAAGGGACUGCCAGCUAUCACAGAGUUAGAUUUUGCCAAAAUCUUGCUUCGUUACACCUACCUUCAGUCUGACCAGUAUGAAAUGUACCUCGAGAGAUUGCUUGAUCGUAUUCCUGAGGGUAAAGGCAUCACAUUUAAUGAGUUCAAGUCCUUCUGUCAAUUCCUUAACACCUUGGAUGAUUUUGCUAUUGCAAUGCGAAUGUAUACUUUAGCUGACCAGCCCAUUUCUCAAGAGGAAUUCCAUCGUGCAGUUAAAAUCUGCACGGGAGCAGAGCUAAGUCCACAUAUUGUUGACACGGUUUUCAAGAUUUAUGAUGCGGGGGAUGGGCAGGGAGUUAAAAGGUUCAUUGCUAUAAUGCGAGACCGUCUCCAUCGUGGCUUUAAGCACACAUCCCGCAGCGAGGGUUGGGAUGCGUUCAAACAGUGUGUCAAGAGUGAAAUGAAGGCUGUGGUCUGAAGAGGAAUUUAUCAAAAAUUGAGGAGCUGCAUGACUUCCCUGCAGGUUUUGCACCUCCCCAUGAAUUGAUGAUAAUACAGUCAUCUGUAUACCAAACAUUUUAUAUUUAUAUUUUAUGAAUUCUAUUAAAACGGUGAAGUUUGAUUGUUAAGUAACAUUGAUUAUGUUAUGUAUUUGGAGCAUCAUGAGUUGAUAGAUGAAUGGUUAACUGUUUAUGGCUUAUAUAGACCAACUGGUGGAUAAUUAACUUGAAAAAUAUUUACAAUUAUGAGAUGGCAUGGUUUAGCUCUUGGAAGUUGGUUAUAGUGAAGUGGUGAACCCAGAAGUGUUGGAAAAAAGACAUAGCAACCACAGAUCUUUUAUUAAAUAGUGGGUUUAGCACUUCUUUUUUUAUAAUCAAGUGACCCUAGUAGGUUUAGCACUUUGUUUUGAUUAUAAUAAUAAUCAACUACAAGUAACUUUAAGUACAUUACUUAAGAAAACCUCUUGUAGGUAAUACGUAUUUGAUGAAAGGUCUGCCUUUGCUGUAUUUUUUUUUUUUUAACCAUCUCAACACAGUACAGUGUACUGGUAUAAAGUUUUUGUGGGUUUUCACAUCAUAUCCUGUGUUGGGAGAGAUUUUUUACUAUAUAAUGAUAUAAUUCAUGAGUUUAUCAUAUAGUUUAACAAUACAAAGUCAGGCAGUCACAUCCAAUAUGACUGAUAAGUGUACUUUAGCUGACUUUUGUUACAUGACUGCAAAACCUCAAUAGAAGCCUUGGAAAAUGCCAUUGUGGAAUUUGGUUCCUGCAAGUACUUUAGUACAGAAAUUGGAAAAGGCUAGAAUAUAAUUUAACUCGAAUGUUCAAUAUAGAACUAGUCUUUCUGUCUUAAAGUUAAGAAAUACAUAUAACUGAUUAUUUUAUAGGUUACCAUUAACAGAAAUUUCUUCUGUUGCUAUUCAACUUCUGUAAAAACAACUGUGUUUUAAAGAAUGCAAGUGAGGUACAGUAUUCAACUUCCUAAUUUAUUCCAAGAGUAUUUUCCAUUCAUUUUAUUAUCAGAGUUUCUGCUUUUGCUUGGUUUUCAUUUAUUCUUGUAGUUAUGGUUAAGUUAUGGGUUUUAAUGUACAGUACAGCACAUUAAGAAUAUUUUUCUAGUCAUCUUUGGAUAUUUGUUUUUACCCUUAACAGAUUUCUCAUACAUUGCAAGUGACAAUAACAGCAUUCAGCAUUAAAUUAUUUUGUCAGUAUUGUCCAUAUUGUAGUCAUCAACAUGCAGAACUGAUGUAGAAUUAGGAUCCAAGUCAACAUAUCACCUUUGUAAGUUGAACUUCUAUUUAAAAAUGGGAUAAAAAUCAGUGUUGAAUUUCUCAAGGAAUUUUUAGACUUGGGCUUGACAUGGAUGAAUUGUCCCUCCAUGGGUAGCCCACAGCAUGAAAAAAACAUUGAUGCCAUCUCCCACUAACCACCUCACCUCCAUUUUCUUUCCACUCAGCUUAGGGUCUGUCACCAACAGCACGAGUGAUCGCAUAAUGGGGUUCAAUUAGUGAACAAAGGACUGAACUUCUGUCACUGUGGGCUUAGUGCUUCACAAAAAAAAAUUCUACUUGACUAAACAUCUAUGUUAAAAGCAUAACUGGUAGAUUUAAUCUACCAGUUAUGCUUUUUCAUCUCAAGAUGAAAAAUUCCAGGAAAACAAAGCACAGUAUUACUUAAUUGAUAUUUUUUGUAAUUGAAAAAAUUAAAGUUCAGCAAUUAAGCCAAAAAUAAAAUUUUGGGGGAUUAAUAAUGUCUCUUGAUAGCUGAUAACAAAGAAUAUAAAUGCUUCAUUAAGAGAAACAAUAGUGAUUGAACUGUAGUGUAGUUUAAGAAAUCAAGUUAUCAUGGCAUGUAAGGUGUCACUUGCUUUUUGUUAUAUAACUCUUUGAAUUUUUUUUUAUCCCAUAGCAUUUAUUGUUAAGGAACUUUUUAGUAUAUAUAUAUAUAUAGUUUUGUAAUUCUUUAGCUCUCAUACUGUAUUUAUCAUCUAGAUAAUUUACUUAGGAAACUAAACCCAAAUCAUUAUUUUCAAUUUGUAGCUCAUGUUACUGUGUAUUGAGCAAAACCCAUAGCUAUGCAAUACAAUGUUGUACCAGUCAUACAGGAACAACUUAGUUGUAGCUAGAUGUUUGAGAGCAAUCUCUCUUAAAACUUAUUUCUCAUGAAUUCUCUUAAAGAAUUUCAUUGUUAAUAUUGUCAUCUUGUACAUAUGUUACAACUGUAACACUAUUUUGUACUUGAUUUGUUACUACAUUGAAUAAUUGCAAUAUAGAGAAUCCUAGUAGAAGUUAUUCUAAAGUUGUUAAUUUUUGCAAUAUAUGUACAGUUUAUGAUUUAAGUUUUGUUAUGUAAUACAAA